Molecule: messenger RNA, 7928 nt
Organism: Sus scrofa (pig)
Lineage: Eukaryota; Metazoa; Chordata; Mammalia; Artiodactyla; Suidae
Gene: CACNA1H
Product: calcium voltage-gated channel subunit alpha1 H
Biological process (GO): calcium ion import across plasma membrane
Cellular component (GO): voltage-gated calcium channel complex; membrane
Molecular function (GO): high voltage-gated calcium channel activity
Source: RefSeq, a predicted model, not a curated record
GCGGGCCGGGGGCGCGGGCUGGGGGCGGCGGCGCUCCAGCCGGGGCCGAGCGCCUGCCGGGUACGCGGUGACCGCGCCACCCGGGCGAUGCCCGCGGGGACGCCGCCGGCCGCCGGAGUGAGGUGCUGCCCGCCGCCACCAUGACCGAGGGCGCGCUAGCGGCCGAAGAGGUCCGAGUGCCCCUGGGCGCGCCAGCCCCAGGCCCUGCGGCGGCGGCAUCCCCCGCGAGCCCUGGGGCGCCGGGAUCAGAGACGGAGCGGGGGUCGGGGCCCAGUGCGUCGUCCCCCGAGAGCCCAGCGACCGAACGUGGUGCGGAGCUGGGCACCGACGAGGAGCAGCCCGUCCCGUACCCGGCACUGGCGGCCACGGUCUUUUUCUGCCUCGGGCAGACCACGCGGCCGCGCAGCUGGUGUCUCCGGCUGGUCUGUAACCCGUGGUUCGAGCAUGUCAGCAUGCUGGUCAUCAUGCUUAACUGUGUGACCCUGGGCCUGUUCCGGCCCUGCGAGGACGUCGAGUGCCGCUCGGAGCGCUGCAGUAUCCUGGAGGCCUUUGACGACUUCAUCUUCGCCUUCUUCGCGGCCGAGAUGCUCAUCAAGAUGGUCGCCCUGGGGCUGUUCGGGCAGAAGUGCUACCUGGGCGACACGUGGAACCGGCUGGACUUCUUCAUCGUCAUGGCGGGCAUGAUGGAGUACUCUCUGGAUGGACACAACGUGAGCCUCUCGGCCAUCCGGACGGUGCGCGUGCUGCGGCCUCUCCGCGCCAUCAACCGUGUGCCCAGCAUGCGGAUCCUGGUCACGCUGCUGCUGGACACACUGCCCAUGCUCGGGAACGUCCUCCUGCUCUGCUUCUUUGUCUUCUUCAUCUUUGGCAUCGUGGGUGUCCAGCUUUGGGCUGGCCUGCUGCGAAACCGCUGCUUCCUGGACAGUACCUUCGCCAGGAACAGCAACCUCAGCUUCCUGCGGCCGUACUACCAGCCCGAGGAGGGGGAGGAGAACCCCUUCAUCUGCUCUUCCCGCCGGGACAACGGCAUGCGGAAGUGCUCACACAUCCCCAGCCGCCGCGAGCUGCGCGUGGAGUGCACGCUGGGCUGGGAGGCCUACGGGCAGCCACAGGCUGAGGGCGAGGAUGGCGCCGGCCGCCACGCCUGCAUCAACUGGAACCAGUACUACAACGUGUGCCGCUCGGGCGACUCCAACCCUCACAACGGGGCCGUCAGCUUCGACAACAUCGGCUAUGCCUGGAUUGCCAUCUUCCAGGUGAUCACGCUGGAGGGCUGGGUGGACAUCAUGUACUACGUCAUGGACGCGCACUCCUUCUACAACUUCAUCUACUUCAUCCUGCUCAUCAUCGUGGGUUCCUUUUUCAUGAUCAACCUGUGCCUGGUGGUGAUCGCCACGCAGUUCUCGGAGACGAAGCAGCGGGAGAACCAGCUGAUGCGGGAGCAGCGGUCCCGCUACCUGUCCAACGACAGCACCCUGGCCAGCUUCUCGGAGCCGGGCAGCUGCUAUGAGGAGCUCUUGCGUUACGUGGGCCAUGUGUGCCGCAAGCUGAAGCGCCGCAGUCUGCGCCUCUACGCCCGCUGGCAGAGCCGCUGGCACAAGAAGGUGGACCCUAGUGCCUCCCUGCAUGGCCAGGGCCCCGGGCGGCGGGUGCGGCGGGCGGGCGGGCGCGCCGCCUCCAUCCACCACCUGGUGUACCACCAUCACCACCACCACCACCACCACUACCACUUCAGCCACAGCAGCCCGCGCCGGCCAGGCCCCGAGCCAGGCGCCAGGGACACCAGGCUGCUGCGGGCCGGAGUGCCGCCCUCGCCCGGGCACGCGCCCCCCGACACCGAGUCGGUACACAGCGUGUACCACGCAGACUGCCACGUGGAGGGGCCUCAGGAGAGGGCCCGGGCAGUGCAUGCCGCGGCCACUGCUGCUGCCAGCCUCAAGCUGGCCACCAGCCUGGGUGCCAUGAACUACCCCACCAUCCUGCCCUCGGCCGCGGGGGACAGCAGAGGUGGCCCCGGGCUCAAGGGGAAGCGGGCUGGCGGGCCGGCGGGAGCCGGGGGACACAGCCCCCUGAGCAGCCCAGACCCUUGUGAGAAGAUCCAGCACCUGGUUGGAGAGCAUGGACUGGGCCAGGCCCCCAGCCGCCUGUCGGGCCUGAGCGUGCCCUGCCCUCUGCCCAGCCCCCAGGCGGGCACGCUGACCUGUGAGCUGAGCAGCUGCCCGUACUGCACCAGCGCCCUGGAGGACCCUGAGCUGGAGUUCAGCGGCUCAGACAGCGGAGACUCAGACAGCAACGGGGUCUAUGAGUUCACGCAGGACGUGCGCCACGGGGACCGCCGCGACCCCAUGCGGUCGCCCCCAGUGGCGGAUGCACCGGGUCCGGGCAGCGCGCGGCGGCGGGCACAGCGGCGGGCGGCUGGCGAGCGGGCCGGGCCGGGCCGAGUGUGGGCCUCCUUGAGCAGCAAGCUGCGCCACAUCGUGGACAGCAAGUACUUCAACCGCGGCAUCAUGGUGGCCAUUCUCACCAACACGCUGAGUAUGGGCGUCGAGUACCACGAGCAGCCCGACGAGCUGACCAACGCCCUGGAGAUCAGCAACAUUGUGUUCACGAGCAUGUUUGCCCUGGAGAUGCUGCUGAAGCUGCUGGCCUGCGGCCCGCUGGGCUACAUCCGGAACCCCUAUAACAUCUUCGAUGGCAUCAUCGUGGUCAUCAGCGUGUGGGAGAUCAUCGGGCAGGCGGACGGCGGGCUGUCGGUGCUGCGGACCUUCCGGCUACUGCGGGUGCUGAAGCUGGUGCGCUUCAUGCCGGCGCUGCGGCGCCAGCUGGUUGUGCUCAUGAAAACCAUGGACAACGUGGCCACCUUCUGCAUGCUGCUCAUGCUCUUCAUCUUCAUCUUCAGCAUCCUCGGCAUGCACCUCUUUGGCUGCAAGUUCAGCCUGAAGACGGACACCGGAGACACGGUCCCCGACAGAAAGAACUUCGACUCGCUGCUGUGGGCCAUCGUCACCGUGUUCCAGAUCCUGACCCAGGAGGACUGGAACGUGGUCCUGUACAACGGCAUGGCCUCCACCUCGUCCUGGGCCGCCCUCUACUUCGUGGCUCUCAUGACCUUUGGCAACUACGUGCUCUUCAACCUGCUGGUGGCCAUCCUGGUGGAGGGCUUCCAGGCCGAGGGCGACGCCACCAGGUCCGACACAGACGAGGACAAGAUGUCCACCCACUUGGAGGAGGAUUUGGACACGUUCAGAGACCUCAGGGCCACAGAGCUGAAGAUGUUCUCGCUGGCGGUGACCCCCAACGGGCACCUGCAGGGCCGGGGCAGCCUGCCUCCGCCCCUCAUCAUGCGCACGGCGGCCACACCCAUGCCCACCCCCAAGAGCUUCCCACACCUGGACGCCACCCCUGGCCUCCUGGACUCCCGGCGCGGCAGCAGCAGCUCCGUGGACCCCCAGCUGGGGGACCAGAAGUCUCUGUCCAGCCUCCGCAGCUCUCCCUGCGCCCACUGGGGCCCCAACAGCGCCUGGAGCAGCCGGCGCUCCAGCUGGAACAGCCUGGGUCGCGCACCCAGCCUCAAGCGCCGGAGCCAGUGCGGCGAGCGGGAGUCGCUGCUGUCCUGCGAGGGCAAGGGCGGCGGCAGCACCGAUGAGGAGGCCGAGGACGGCAGACCCCGGCCUGGGGCCUCCCCGACCACGCGUGCCACGCCGCUGCGGCGCACUGAGUCCCUGGACCACCGCAGCACGCUGGACCUGCGGCCCCCACGGCCGGCCACCCUGCUGCCUACCAAGCUCCACGACUGCAAUGGGCAGGUGCUGGCCCUGCCCAGCGAGUUCUUCCUGCGCGUUGACAGCCACAAGGAGGACCCAGCGGAGUUUGACGAUGACGUGGAGGAUAGCUGCUGCUCCCGGCUGCAGAAAGUGCUGGAACCCUACAAGCCUGAGUGCUGCCGGAGCCGAGAGCCCUGGGCCCUGUACCUCUUCUCCCCACAGAACAGGUUCCGCGGCUCCUGCCAGAAGAUCAUUGCUCACAAGAUGUUCGACCACGUCGUCCUGGUCUUCAUCUUCCUCAACUGCAUCACCAUAGCCCUGGAGAGGCCGGACAUCGACCCCAGCAGCACCGAGCGCCUGUUCCUCAGCGUCUCCAACUACAUCUUCACGGCGAUCUUCGUGGCCGAAAUGACGGUGAAGGUGGUGGCCCUGGGUCUGGUCUCGGGCGAGCACGCCUACCUGCAGAGCAGCUGGAACGUGCUGGACGGGCUGCUCGUCCUGGUGUCCCUGAUCGACAUUGUCGUCGCCUUGGCCUCGGCCGGCGGCGCCAAGAUCCUGGGUAUCCUGCGGGUGCUGCGCCUGCUGCGGACUCUUCGGCCCCUGAGAGUCAUCAGCCGCGCCCCGGGCCUCAAGCUGGUGGUGGAGACUCUGAUCUCGUCACUUAGGCCCAUCGGAAACAUUGUCCUCAUCUGCUGUGCCUUCUUCAUUAUCUUCGGCAUCCUGGGGGUGCAGCUCUUCAAGGGGAAGUUUUACUACUGCGAGGGCGCAGACACCAGGAACAUCUCCACGAAGGCCGAGUGCCGGGCCGCGCACUACCGCUGGGUGCGACGCAAGUACAACUUCGACAACCUGGGCCAGGCGCUGAUGUCCCUGUUCGUGCUCUCAUCCAAGGACGGCUGGGUGAACAUCAUGUACGACGGGCUGGAUGCCGUGGGCAUAGACCAGCAGCCGGUGCCCAACCACAACCCCUGGAUGCUGCUCUACUUCAUCUCCUUCCUGCUCAUCGUCAGCUUCUUCGUGCUCAACAUGUUCGUGGGCGUCGUGGUCGAGAACUUCCACAAGUGCCGGCAGCACCAGGAGGCGGAGGAGGCGCGGCGGCGGGAGGAGAAGCGGCAGCGGCGCCUGGAGAGGAAACGCAGGAGUAAGGCGCCCCUGGUGCCGGUGACGGUGGCGGUGGCGGGCACUUUCCCCAACCCAGAAGCCCAGCGCCGGCCCUACUAUGCUGACUACUCACCCACACGCCGCUCCAUCCACUCCCUGUGCACCAGCCACUACCUGGACCUCUUCAUCACCUUCAUUAUCGGGGUCAAUGUCAUUACCAUGUCCAUGGAGCACUACAACCAGCCCAAGUCUCUGGACGAGGCCCUCAAGUACUGCAACUACGUGUUCACCAUCGUCUUCAUCGUGGAGGCCGCGCUGAAGCUGGUGGCCUUUGGGUUCCGCAGAUUCUUCAAGGACAGGUGGAACCAGCUGGACCUGGCCAUCGUCCUGCUGUCCAUCAUGGGCAUCACACUGGAGGAGAUCGAGAUGAACGCGGCCCUGCCCAUCAACCCCACCAUCAUCCGCAUCAUGCGUGUGCUGCGCAUUGCCCGCGUGCUGAAGCUGCUCAAGAUGGCCACGGGCAUGCGGGCCCUGCUGGACACGGUGGUUCAGGCGCUGCCCCAGGUAGGGAACCUGGGUCUGCUUUUCAUGCUCCUGUUUUUUAUCUAUGCUGCCCUGGGCGUGGAGCUGUUUGGGAGGCUUGAGUGCAGUGAGGACAACCCCUGUGAGGGCCUGAGCAGGCACGCCACCUUCUCCAACUUCGGCAUGGCCUUCCUCACGCUGUUCCGCGUGUCCACCGGGGACAACUGGAACGGGAUCAUGAAGGACACGCUGCGGGAGUGCGCCCGUGAGGACAAGCACUGCCUCAGCUACCUGCCGGCCAUCUCGCCCAUCUACUUCGUCACGUUUGUGCUGGUGGCCCAGUUCGUGCUGGUCAACGUGGUAGUGGCCGUGCUCAUGAAGCACCUUGAGGAGAGCAACAAGGAAGCCCGUGAGGAUGCCGAGCUGGACGCCGAGCUCGAGCUGGAGCUGGCGCAGAGGCCGCCCGCCCGCCCCAGUCCCGCGGCCCCGCAGAGCCCGGGCGCGGGGCCGGACCCCUCCAACCUGCUGGUCGUGCGCAAGGUGUCCGUGUCCAGAAUGCUGUCGCUGCCCAACGACAGCUACAUGUUCCGGCCGGUGGCGCCCGCUGCGGCCGCUCACCCCCACCCGCCGCAGGACGUGGAAAUGGAGAGCUACGCGGGCGCCUCAGGCCUGGUCACCUCCAUCCACUCGCCACCCGCGGAAUCCUGCACCUCCCUCCAGGUCCCGUCGGCUGCAUCCUCCCCUGCAAGGGGUGCAGGUCACUCCCCAAGUCUCAGCCGGCUGCUCUGCAGACAGGAGGCCCUGGCCACCCAGUCCCUGGAGGGGCAGGUUGGCAGCCCCGGGGACAGCAGUCCCAGUUGGGGAGAGCCUGGCAGGAAGACCCCCGGGAGGCAGGCGACCCUGGGGGCCUCCGUGUGCUCCCCACCCCGUUCCCCACGGCCCGCCAGUGUCCGCAUCCGCAAGCACACUUUUGGGCAGCACUGCAUCUCCAGCCGGCCACCAGCCCCAGGCAGGGAGGAGGCUGAGGCCCCGGACCCGGCCGACGAGGAGGUCAGCCACAUCACCAGCUCCGCCCGCGGCCCCGUGGCCUCGCCUGCGGCCUGCGAGCCAGACUUGCACCGGCUCUACAGUGUCGAUGCCCAGGGCUUCCUGGACCAGCCGGGCCAGGCGGACGAGCAGAGGCGGCCCUCGGUGGAGCAGGGCUGCGGGGAUGGCCUCCCAGAGGCGGGGGUGGUGAAGGCUCGGGCCCCGGAGGCUGAGCUGGCCCUGGGCGCACGCAGGAAGAAGAAGAUGAGCCCGCCCUGCAUCUCUGUUGAGCCCCCCGCAGAGGACGAGGGCACAGCCCGGCCCCCUGUGGCUGAGGGCAGCAGCACCACCCUCCGGCGAAGAACCCCGUCCUGCGAGGCCGCGCCGCACAGGGACCCCCUGGAGCCCCUGGACAGUGCAGGGCUGGACGCUGCCGCCAAGGGGGAGCGGCGGGGCCAGGCCCCCUGCCGCACAGACCACCUGACCGUCCCGAGCUUUGCCUUUGAGCCACUGGACAUGGGGGCUCCUGGUGGGGACCCGUUGUCAGAUGGCAGCCAUGGGGUCACCCCAGAACCCAGACCCUGUCCUGGUGCCAUGGUGCCUCCCGAACCCCAGCAGAUGGAGCCCUCAGUGCUCUCGGGAGACCCCCCAGAGGAGGGGGAGAGGCUGCACCUCACAGUCCCGCAGAGCCCCCUGAAGAAAGGGCCCCCCCCAGCCCCCGCUCCAGGCGACGGUGUAGACAAGCCCGUGUAGCUCGGAGUGCAGCGCCCACAGGCCUUGGCACUGGGGUGAGGUGCGCCCAGCGGGGUGGCAGCACCAAGUGGGGCUGUGCGUGGGCCCCAGCUCAGGCCCCCCCGCAGGCAGAGGAGCCGGGAGGACGUCGGCCCAGGGAGACGGGGGCAGAUGCUACCCUGGGCGAAGCCUCCAUCCCGCGGUUCAGGUUUGGGAUUUUCCGAGGUGACCGCCGCGGUCCGAGGCCGUGCCAGGGGCCCGGUCAGCAGUCCGGUAACAAAGCUGCAUCCGAGGGACAAGGACCAGAAAAUGAGCAGAGGAGGCAGGAGGUCACCCGGUAGAGCCCUACCCUCACAUCCACUAAGUUUUUUAGGGAACACGCUUGGGGCCACGUGUGCCCUCUGGGUGGCGGCUCCGUCCCCAAGGCCACAGAGGCCACGCUUCACGUCGCUCACAGUCUGAAUUCUCCUCGUCUGUCUCCACCUCCUCUUGUUGCCUCAUCUCCCCCCACCCCCCACCGCUCUGCCCCCGUCGGCGUCCCAGACAACGACCCUGACUCUGGUCCCUGGGCCAUGGCCAGGCACCAGGGACCAGGCAAUAAGACCCCCCCGUGGCCUUUGGGCCUGGGCCGAGAGUUUCAGCGGAUGCCCCUGUUUCAUGUCAUUUCUUUUAUAAAUUCAGGUGAAAUGUUGCAAUAAUCUGAUGUAGAAAAUGUGGCUUCUCAAGUCAAGGGGAGGAGAGGGGGCAAAACAGAGCCGAAUAAAUAUUAACUUAUUUAAGAAA